Messenger RNA from Helobdella robusta, 204 nucleotides. RefSeq lists its product as hypothetical. Gene Ontology annotation, biological process: translation; ribosome biogenesis. The record is from RefSeq and is a predicted model, not a curated record. Gene Ontology annotation, cellular component: mitochondrial large ribosomal subunit; ribosome. Gene Ontology annotation, molecular function: structural constituent of ribosome. NCBI's taxonomy places the organism in Eukaryota, Metazoa, Annelida, Clitellata, Rhynchobdellida, Glossiphoniidae. The annotation marks the transcript as partial. The transcript has a single exon.
CCUUCUAUUACUGCAACACUAGCAUUAGCAAGUGCAAAAUUUUUAUCUCCCCAUCAAUCCAUCACAUCCCUAUUUCCUAAUCAAGUUAGGACGUAUAAAGUAAAGACGGCCUUAAAAAGAAGAUGUCCAAAUUGUUAUUUUGUUCGUCGACAUAAUCGUUUGUUCGUUGAAUGCACGGCCAAGCCCAGACAUAAGCAGAUGCAG